UGAGACGACUCAUUUUAAUUUUUUUAGAAAUGCAAAGAUCAGAAACGGAACUCCCAAUCGACGUGGCGUAGUAUCAAGAAUCGUUGCUAAUUAUCGCACGCGCCGUCACCCCUGGGAACAGCCUAUUGUCAUGCCCGUCAACUGCAAUAUAUUGCUCGCCCAAAGUCAUUAAGGUAAAAGUCACCUUGAAUGGCAUAGCACAUACAGCGCGCAAUAUACCAAGGUAAAUUUUGUGCAUGCGCAAGUGGUAUGACAUUCCUUCCACAGGUGUUGCGAUCACACGAACGCUACGCGUUGAAAAUAUAGGCUCUGCCUUUUUUUUUAUUGCGCCACAGUUCUUGUCGAUUUUUUUUAGUUUCUGGAGCGCACGUCUCAUAGAGGAGACCCAUCUUUAGACGUAUUAUCGCACUUUUGGUAGAGGAAGGAUUACUUACUGAAUUCGGAUAAUCCAGGGGAGAGGAUUUUGAUUUGUUUCUGGGAACGUUUUUGAGAAUUUUUUUUUCACCAUGCGGUUAGCCAUGACGCAGGUCCGUUUGUGUCUUCUGUGCUGCGUGGCAUCGCUGAUUCAUGGAGAAUUUGGUGAAGAGUCGCUCGAGUCCCCACAGUUCUGCCACAAGACAAUUAAAGACGAACCCUGCAUGCUGCCAGAUUGUACGAGGACGAGCAGGGAGGUCUGUUACCAUGGUGAUUGCUCCGACACUGGUGAUUGCGUGUGCGCACCAUGCUGGCGAGGUCCUUCGUGCGAUCAACCAGUAAACGAACACGCUCCAGUGUUUACCCAGACGUUCUACGAGGAGUACAUCUCGCCCGAUGAGCCAAAGGACUAUCCUUUCAUGUACAUCCGGGCAACCGACGAAGACGAAGCGACCUGCGGCGCGUCUAGCGCGCGCCGCUGCCCAUGCUCAGAAGUGCUGUACUCAUUGGACGACCAGGGAGACGCAAAUGGCGCAAAAUACGCGACCUUCGUAAUCGAUCCCAAAACGGGUGGUAUCAGCGUGGCGCCGGGGACCGGUGCAACACUGACCCCAAACACCAAGCACAGGCUGAAGGCAUACGCUAGGAAUCCAGACGAUGAUCGCAAACAGGGAACGGUGCUGAUUGUCGUCAUUGUCAGUGAUGUGCUUCUCAGUGAGCAAUCGGUCAAACUAAGAAGAUUGCAGGCUGUGCCCGAGAUAACCGUUCUUGGCGAAAAUCACACCCUGGAUAUCAGCUUCUUACCGUCCAGCGAGGACGUCGGCGUGGGCUCUCUGACUAUCGGAUCCCGGGUGGACUGCGUGCUGACCAUCAACAUCCCCGAGGCUGUUGUCGUAUCGGACAUCAACGUCGAGAUCUUCACGGACGAUGAGAAUAAUACCUUGUCGGUGAUAUGUCCGCCCUCCGUCAGCAAGGGAGUGGAGCUUGAGUUUACGCCGGAUACCACCAAGCAACAAACGUCCUACAAACAGGGAGAAGAGAACCCGUUUUUGCUGGACACUGUCACCUUUGGCUUCGGCAACGUGACCAACCUUAACACCUCGACAAACGCCCAGGAUUCCAAGAUCGUCAUCACGUUCUCCAUCACCUUGAAGGAGGACCAAGGCGUUGCCGUCGACGAGAGGUACUGGGUCAGCGCCGGCGUGGAGUACAACGGGGAGUCCAAACUAUGGAUCGGCCAGAUUGGUUUCCUAAUCGACCAAGUACCCCAGUAUGGGCCAGACACAAACGUCACAGCUGAGGGCCCCUUGGAUUUCUACAAAGGCGAAGUGGAGGUCUUCAAUGUGGAUCUGAAUGUCUACAAGAGCGUAGCCAACCUCACUGUACGCGCAACCGCCGGGUCGACCGCCAAGGAGUACCUGUUAAUCUGUGAGUUGCAGCUGUGCAAUACCGGCACCGGCUUCUGUUUGGAUGUCAACAAAGACUUGGCCACGUUCCAAGUAGACAUGGUAUCCCAGAAUGCUUACGAGUCCGUCUUUGGCUUUGGAAACAUCGUCAAUGGAGGUGCCGCCAACAGUACAACUGACAGCCGCAUCUCAAUGGAUGUGGUAGCCUUUCUGAGAGACGAUAGUGGAUUGGUGGCCGAGUCGUCGCAUGAGCUGAUAGCCAAUGCCAAUGAUGGCUACAAGGACACUACGGACAAUGCGGCAUUCACUGCCAAGGCCACACGUACUUAUAUCACCCCGGGCAAAGUCUUGACCAUAAGCGCCAUCGCAAAUACCACCAGUGGCACUCAGAUCGUCCCGGGGGAAUGUGCUGUGGUCCGUGUGUCUAUUGCGAUGACCUUCUCUACCUCAGUCGCUCCUGUGUCAAUCAUGCUAGCUCCGCAGGUCACCGGCACGGACUUUCAGAUCAACGCAGUUCGUAUCAACCACGUUGGCAAUGACAUCAGCUGUCUGCUACAGCGAAGAGAUGAUAUCGAAGACACUGUCGUCUAUGCAACAGGACCGUCUGCCACAAUCAACCUCAAAGGGAUAGCCAACACGGGCGGUGACGCCACUGCCGACGGGUUGAACAACGUCAUCGGCGUGGACUUUGUGGUCAAGUCAGCGGUGACUAAUCUCGGGUCAGACGGCAACACGCACACGCUUGACGUGACGGUGAAUUACGCUGGUAAAACACCGUGGACUCAAUCACUGACUGUGACCACAGUGACCAACCCAAGCUCUAUCACCUAUCCGGCAGUGCCAGAAGCUGACCCCAAUCCUUUCACCAGCACCCUGGAGCUCCAGGACCCCGCCGACCCUGCCACCAUCGCCCCCGGUGAGGUUGUGGUGCUAGCCAUCCGGCCGGUCAUUGUGCGCGGUACCCAGUAUCGGUACGUAGCCACCGGUCUGGCCAACACCACCGGAGUGACCGUUGUGGACAUGAGGGUGCAGUCCGUGGGCAGUCAUGUUGCGGGUGGUCUCUUCGUGGAUCCCGUCGCUGUCUACUACCCUUCGGUCGGACCGGCGGACUCAGCCGAGUUAGACUUGGGAAUGAUCUAUAACUAUGCCCGUCCUGGUAACUCAACUGACGAGGAUGGCCUAAUGAUCCAGCUCAUCGUUCAGGUCACGGAGGAGGUGCCAGACUCGAUUGUCCCAAUAGCUGUGGCCCUACUGGCCGGUUCAAACCGUCUGUGGGUCGCUGAGGGAAAUGUCACUGUCAGUGCCAGUGUAGCCGGGGAACCUGUCCUGCCCAACAACACCCUGGCCACGGCCCCAACCUACUCAACCGAAGUCACUCCUGGAUCGGAGACUAUUCUCGUGCACACGCUUGUCAUAGCAGCUGGCACGUCAUCCAAGUACGUGGUGAAUUACACCACGACGGUACCCUGGUUACAGGUCACCAACGUCAACCUGACGUCUGUCGGACUGAACCUAGCUUGCACUAAGGAGGGUCUACUCACUCCAGUUUCUGGGAGUUCCGAUGCUGGAACGUACACCUUAGUGGACCUGGGCUAUGUCUGCAAUGUUCCUAUUGGCAACGAAACGGAUGAAAACAGUAAGCUGGAGAUUACGUUGACAGUGAACACCCUGAACACCAGCGACGUGGAGAUUGGAUUGACCACUCUCGUGGAAGCUCACGUGGAAGUUUCCAAUGCACUUGGUGUCACGAAAUCCGAUAAGGAGGAUAUAAUAUUCUACGUCGAAUUACCAAAGUCCACUUUCAAACUCUGCUGCCCUGAGUCGGCCUACUUUAUGCGCCCCGGUGAAAUAGAGCGCUGCAACAUCACCAUGACGAUCCUAGACGCGGCACUUAGCAUCGUUAUGGAACUGGACACGCCCUUCAACGGCACGGCAACCAUGACGCUGAAUAACGUGGAGGUCGGCAUGGGCGGAAUCAACGUACAGUUUAACGUGCCCGAGGUCGUGUUGGAGUCAAAGGGGAACACCUCACAGAAUAACAUCGCUAAGCUGGAUUUCGGGAGGAUUGUCAACACAGGAGAACACACGGCUGAAGCGGGCGACCUAGUAGACGGCGACAACGACAUCAUCAUCUACAUCGACGUGCAGAUGUCGGACAGUGACCACAACGUGAACGGUUCCUACCACGCCUUAGAGAGUGGGGUCAGCCUGAGCCAGGGGGCGGUGGUCUGGGUGGCUUACUUCAAACUGGCCGUGAUGAGAGACGGCACGGAGAAGCCCUCUCUCAAUGUUUCACUCAACCACAACGGAUCGACGUCAACGUAUUCUGUUGGGGACACGGUCUGGUACCAAGUAGACGUCAGCCACGCCACGGAUUCCUAUGCCGAGGCAGUCAAUGUCAAAGGUCACGUAUUCCUGCCACCCUACAUUCAGUUUGACGGCAUGACGCUCAACUACAAUCUGAGCAGCAAGCAGCCGGACGUCAUCCCAUCAGAUGACAACACGGGAUUCUACUUCACGGUACCCAGGAUGUUCUUCACGGACCGCAUUGCAUUGACCAUCGAGACCACCAUUAAACCAAACUACCGCUACAAGUUGACCAAGAACUGGAAGGGAACCACACCCAUCGAGGUUAUAUAUUACAUGACGGUCUAUGAUCCAAACUAUUACGUUGACGGCCAGUACUUCAACGAGCCUAUGGACUAUACGACUUUUGACUUCACUGUGCCCUACCCAGAUAUACCAGGCCAAACUUUGUUACCUACAUGUGACAGCCCAACAGCCUUGGGAAUGGAGGUUGGAAGCAUACAAGACUGCCAGAUCACUGCUUCAUUUGCACCAGACCCAACUAAUGCUGCAGGACAUAAUGCAAGGCUAAAUGGACCUGCUUGGAAGACCCAAGCCCGAGCUGGUCCAUUCCUCUACGAUCGUUGGAUAAAGAUUGACCUGGGAAAGAGGGCGUUUGUCACUGGUAUCCAGACCCAAGGAGGAAGCAGUGCGAAUGCCGAUGGGGACCUGGGAGAAUUUGAGAUCCUGUACAGCCUGGAUGAUACGCUGUAUAAGGCCGCAACUCCAUCAGAUAAUAAAGUGUUUGACCACCAAAAAGACGCCCCGGCCGACCACGACACAAUAGUGACCCACACCCUUCUCAUACCAGUAGAGGCUCGCUACGUCAUCGUCAACCUGACUGCAUACGACUACACGUCCCGGGCCAAGUGGUACAAUGCACUCCGGCUGGAGAUAUUUGGAUGUGAGAUCCCGGGCACCACAGCGACAGAUACCUGUCCGACGUCUGCAACCCCUCUGAACACUCAGCCCUAUCAGCGAGGCUUCUUGGCUGACAUAUCUACCAACACUCUCUUCGUGUGCGAUACCAUCCCCCACGGUAAGAGUGGGGUUCGCAAGGAGAUCCAGGCAUCAGUCUAUGCAUUCCUCUGGAAAAAACCAGACAUGCAUUGCUUCAUGAUGAUAUAUGCUGAAAAGCAGUGGACCGGUCUGGAUCCCCGACUGCGCAACAUCGUCGGCUUCUUGCCCAGCACUGGCAAGCUGUACGGCAUCAUGGACAAUUCUCCCGACUCCUACGCCGCCAGUGACAAACCCUUCACCAGCUGGUAUCUGAUUGAGAAGAGCAACUACGACGUCGCGGCCGCAAGCGAUGGCUUCGUUAGCAGCAUUGCGGUGCCGUUCGUGUCCAAUUCAGGGUUUAGUUAUUCCAAUCCUGACAAUUUUGCCAGCUCUGUGUACGCUAUCGGUGACUGGAAAGCAACCAUGAGUGGAAUCUACAAAGGUUCUGAGAAGGUCAUGGAUUGGAACGAAUGCUGCCAGCCGACCUGCUCGGCUAACGGUGGCCCGGACAACUGCUCCUAAAUAUGGACAGCUAAAGGGUGAAGUCAGUUGCUUACGAUUUUCUAUUAAAAAUCACGAAAUGCACUUUCGUCAUUCGCUAUAUUGCGCACGUUCAAUUUACAUUCAUACAAUUAGAGCACGGGAAUUAUAAAUGUGCCUUUUUAAAAUCAUUGAAAUGUUAACAAAAAAUAAAGCUAUGUGUUCAAGAUUAGUUCUUGAUACUAUUUUUUUCUCUAAAAAGUAACUGCGAUAUGUAUAGAAAAUGUUGCACAUUUUGAAUGUGUUUCUGUGUUAUUCACAGUGUUGUGCCUUAUUGUAAAUAGUCACCGACAAAUUAGUGCGGAGAAAUACUUUAUUUUAAGAAUUAUAUCAAGUUGAUGUAUAAAUUUAUAAAUGUAACUAAACACCAUUAGUUCUGCUGUAUUUUGAGAAACCAAGUCUGCUUUGUAUUGCACUUUGUUGAUCGGAACGCAGUAAAAAUAAAUAAAUUGUAAUGCUUAUAUAGCGCUUUCCAUCGUAUCAACAAUCUCAAAGCGCUUUACAAUUAUUCCCCCGUUCAUCAGGCCACGAGACCACGCGACAGCUGAUAUCAGUGCACAAUCAGUCCUCGACUCUCACAGGUACCCAUUCAUACUCCUGGGUGGAGAGAGGCAAUUGUAGUUUAGUGUCUUGCCCAAGGGCACAAACACCAUGUUCCUGGCAGGGUUCGAACCCAUGUACCACUGUACAUGAGUCAAACACCGUAACCACUUGGCCAUGGCAUUCUACAGUAGUAAACAAGGGAGCAUGUUCCUGGCAGGGUUCGAACCCAUGCACCACUGUACAUGAGUCAAACAUCGUAACCACUAGGCCAAGGCAUUCUACAGUAGUAAACAAGGGACCAUGUUCCUGGCAGGGUUCGAACCCACGUACCAUCGUACGUGAGUCAAACACAGUAACCACUUGGCCAUGGCAUUCUACAGUAGUAAACAAAGGACUUUUUUGUUCUAGAAGUGAUAAUUUGCAAGAUGCAAAGACAAAAAUGGGGUUAAAAUAAAAGGAAGCGAGACAAAACAUUUUAUUUUUGAAAGUAUUAACGAUUGGAAUUUAUUACUACAAAUGUGUAAAAUUUGAUAUACAGUUAUAUGCAUGUACAGAGAAUUCCAAAAGCAUGUUAACGCAUUGUACAAAUCAGUAGAACGUCAACGUUUUCGUCAGAAAAGUGUAAAAAGUUUGAGAAAUAUUUUUAAUUACACUAUGCCAAAACAAGAUGGUAAAUUUCUCUUACUGUAUGCAAAAUACCAGAAAUGGAUUGUACAACUUUUAAUAUUAUCUGUAAAACUUUAGUAUAAUUAAUGAUUACUUAAUCAUCUAGCUUCAUAGUUUCUAUGUUUAUAUGCAAUAUUAUAGUUAUUCCACGUUAUGUGUACUUUUUCCUCACUGCAGUGAAUGAGAUUAUAUUUGAACCAAAAUCACCCUUUUCUCUCAAUUGACCACACAUUUGAGCACGGUUCUGAGAUGGGACUCUGAUUGUUCACUUGCCCUAAAAUUAUUUAACACUGUUGCAAUUUUUUUUAUAUGAGAGAAAUAUGACUGGAGGAUCAUUUAAAUUUAAAAAAAAAUCCACCAUGCUUGCAAAGGCAACUUGUACAACAAAGCGAGCUCGCUAGCCUUUUAAGGAGAGAGUCCCAUGAGCAAUAACGUUACAAUCCUUGAUCAGUGCUAUGCAACUGAGCAAGAUAAUUAAGCAAGAUACAUCUAUUUGGCCUACAAAAACAUUUUUUCAGCAACUUAGGGAUAAAUAUAUACAAGUAGAACCAAGCUAAAUAUUGACACACGUAGUGCAGCUUCCUAAGAUGGAAUUUUGCAUCGGGGUGAUGUUAAUCAAUAUUAGCUUUUUGCCCUUCACCAACGUUUAAACACUGUAUACUCAGUGUGUUACCUCCCGAGUGAAAGUUGGAAAAAAUCACUCGGGUGGGACUCAAACCCACGACCUCCUGCUUUCUAGUGCAGAUGUCUUAUCAACUGAGCUACUUUUUAGUGCAGACGUCUCGACCACCGAGCUUGCAGGAUCAGUUGGCCAGUUCGAAUCUGAUGUACAUGUACCGUAACAGCGGGUACAGCAAUUAAACUAUUCAUACGAUAGAAUUUGCAACCAAUUCUUAUUUAAAUGCAUAGUGCAACUUCGUUCCCAUAGUAUAAGAUCAAUGCAUUUUCAAAAAUCUUGCACAUUAGGAAGUCUGGUGCCUGGCUGUGCUUUCAAUCAGUGCUUGUUUUUUGUAUGCGGCGUCUGGGGUACAACACAAUCAAUUUGUCGCGGUGUGAAAUCCGAAAACACAAUUUUCUUCAUAUAUAUGUAAAAUGUUACAAUCUUAUCCAGCCAAUAUGCAGUAUCGCAUUACAUAUUAUUACAAGCAAAAUGGAAAAGGGGAGUUGUUUUUGAGGAAGUUUUGAAGUAAUAAUUCACAUUGAAUGAUAAAAUACGUAAAACACAUUGGAAAUAAAGUACGCGAUAUAAAUCCAUGACUUGCUAUUGCUGUAUCCAAUCAGGAAACAGGAUGCAAGUUUCUGAACCAGGGGUUGAAAAAGUAGCCCUGGGGUCGAGGUUGUACUUAGUGCCAAUAUUUUAAAAGAAAAAAAAUUAAGAUUAGGGAUGUUUAUGUGCAGAGUUUUGUUUUUCCGAAAUGCUAAUAAUUUUGGUCAAAUUUUGUAAAUCUUUAAAUGCACUGUCUUAGUCUGUGUAACAUCAGAAGUUAUGCCUAGAGGCAAAGAAAGGAGUAAAAAUCAUUAAACUUUUUGAGCGUAUUCUACACCUAA
Messenger RNA from Patiria miniata (bat star), 8462 nucleotides. RefSeq lists its product as uncharacterized. Gene Ontology annotation, molecular function: calcium ion binding. Gene Ontology annotation, biological process: homophilic cell-cell adhesion. Bases 507 to 5687 code for a protein of 1726 amino acids. The transcript has 28 exons. Gene Ontology annotation, cellular component: membrane. The record is from RefSeq and is a predicted model, not a curated record. NCBI's taxonomy places the organism in Eukaryota, Metazoa, Echinodermata, Asteroidea, Valvatida, Asterinidae.